GUGCCGAGGGCGACGUGGAGCUUUAGGUACAAAGUCGGGACGCUUUCCCUUCCGUCUAGCGAUGCGUCCCUUUGAGCUUCUCGGGCUUCAGCUUGUGCUCGCGAACACACGGCCAUCAUGCUGUCCCGACGCCUCCUCUGCUCCCUGCUCGCCCUUGCGGGACCGACCUCCGCCGACCUGACAACCACCCUCACCACCGGGCAAUGGGGUGUCUGGGAGGGCUGGGGCACCUCGCUGGCCUGGUGGGCGGUAGCCUUUGGCGACCGCGACGACGUGGCUGACCUCUUCUUCUCGCGCAACACGAUCAAUUUCAACGGCCAGUCCGCCCCCGGACUCGGGUUGAAUAUUGUGCGAUACAAUGUCGGCGCCGCUAGCAACAAGCCCGCCAACGGGGUGUCCAUGGUCACAAAUCCUGCCAUGAUUCCUAGCCGUCUGGUCGAGGGCUACUGGCUCGACUGGAACAGCGCCGACCCAAUGUCAAACAGUUGGGAUUGGUUCCGUGACGCCAACCAGCGCAACAUGAUGUGGAAGGCGCGGGACCGUGGUGUCAAGGUCUUCGAACUCUUCUCGAACAGUCCACCGUUCUGGAUGCUUACCAAUAAAAACCCAGCGGGCGCUGACAACGGGAAGAACGACAAUCUUCAGGCCUGGAAUCACAAUGACUUCGCCAUCUACAUGGCAACGGUGUCCAAGUACGCGCGCGACAAAUGGGGCAUCAACUUCCAGUCGAUCGAACCUUUCAAUGAACCUUCCGCAGAUUGGUGGAACGCCAAGUCGGGCACGCAGGAGGGCUGCCAUUUCGACGUCAAGACACAGACGACCGUUAUUAAUAUGCUGCGUGCCGAGAUGGACAAGCGUGGGCUGCAGGACCAGAUGAUCGCGGCGUCGGACGAAAACAGCUACGACGGCGCCACGUCGACCAUGCGGUCGCUCAUCUCCUCGGGCGCGGCUGCCAAGAUAGGGCGCGUCAACGUCCACGGCUACCAGUACGGCGGCGGCGACCGGCAGAAGCUGUACGAGACGGCCACGGGCGCGGGCAAGCGGCUGUGGCAGAGCGAGUACGGCAGGGGUGACGAUUCGGGCGCCGAUAUGGUGUCCAACAUGAUCCUCGACUUCCGCUGGAUGCGCCCGACCGCUUGGGUGUACUGGCAGCUGAUCGACGGUGGCGGCUGGGGCACGGUCGACGGCGACAACAACGCCAAGCGCCUGGGCGCCGUCAACCAGAAGCACUACGUCCUCGCCCUCUUCACCCGCCACAUCCGGCCCGGCAUGAUCAUCCUCGACAGCGGCGAGUACAACGUGGCGGCCUACGACGCCGCCGCCCGCAAGCUCGUCAUCGUCGCCGUCAACUGGCAGAACGACCAAUACCUUAACUUCGACCUGUCCCGCUUCAGCCGGCCCGGCUCCGACGGGGCGCUGGUGCCGCGCUGGAGCACUAUGAUCGGCUCCGGCGAGCGUUACGUCCAGUACAGCGACACGCGCAUGGUCGGCAGCAAGUUCUGGUCGUUUUUCCGGAAGAACCAGGUGCAGACGUUUGAGAUUAGCAAUGUUUCGUUGUAGAUACUUUGACAAUUUUACCCCCUUUCCGCACCCCG
This is a messenger RNA of Gaeumannomyces tritici R3-111a-1, 1595 nucleotides long. RefSeq lists its product as hypothetical. Bases 118 to 1560 code for a protein of 480 amino acids. The record is from RefSeq and is a predicted model, not a curated record. Gene Ontology annotation, molecular function: hydrolase activity, hydrolyzing O-glycosyl compounds. The transcript is spliced from 4 exons. Lineage: Eukaryota; Fungi; Ascomycota; Sordariomycetes; Magnaporthales; Magnaporthaceae.